AUGGCCACCUGUUUCCUCUGCCAGGCUAACAUAGCAAGGCUGGAACGGAUACCCAAGUCACCUGCACAGCAAGCAGCAGCACAACAGCACCAACAACAGCAGCAGUACCCGCCGCCGCCGCGGAUGAUACCGCCCCCGCAGCCUCCACAGCUCCCGCCGCCGCCGCCCAUGCAGACACCUGUGGGACAGCCGGGCAUGCCUUCGCAGCAGCAGCAACAACAACAACAACAACAGCAGCAGCAGCAACUGGCCAUGCAAAUGCAGGGCAUGGCUGCCGGUAUGGCGCCACAGCAGGCAGCUGCGGCGGCAGCCAUGUUCAACGCACUGACGGGAGCGGGCGGGCAGCACAUGAUGCCGCAGGCCGCGGCCGCAGCUGCGGCGGCCCUGGGGAUGCAGGGCAUUUUGGGAAUGCAGGGAAUGCCGGGUCCCAUGGGGAUGCAAGGAAUGCAGGGAAUGCAAGGCCCGAUGGGGAUGCAGGGCCCGAUGGGCGGCAUGCCGAUGCCGUUCCCGUUCCAAUAA
This is a messenger RNA of Volvox carteri f. nagariensis, 519 nucleotides long. RefSeq lists its product as uncharacterized. The record is from RefSeq and is a predicted model, not a curated record. The transcript has 3 exons. Bases 1 to 519 code for a protein of 172 amino acids. NCBI's taxonomy places the organism in Eukaryota, Viridiplantae, Chlorophyta, Chlorophyceae, Chlamydomonadales, Volvocaceae.